Molecule: messenger RNA, 853 nt
Organism: Musa acuminata subsp. malaccensis (wild Malaysian banana)
Lineage: Eukaryota; Viridiplantae; Streptophyta; Magnoliopsida; Zingiberales; Musaceae
Source: RefSeq, a predicted model, not a curated record
UUAUUUAUUUCAUCCUUUUCAAAUGAGCCUUUAGGAAAAUAUUUUGCUUUCUAUCAUGCUGAUGAAACUCAACAUUAUUAAAAUGUACACACAAAACACAAUUUGUUCAGUCAGUAUUUAUGAUUGUUGUAUAGCUUGCUUAUAUGUUGGUUCUAAUAAAUUUUCCCAUUUAAACUAUGUAGGAAGCGCAAUCCUUCUAUGAACUGAACAACCAAUCAUAACAGGUUAUGUCAUCAUGAGUUCAUUGUCUGGCUGGAAAGCUGGAACUAAAUUGCUCAGAAUAAAUUUCAAGUCAACUGGACUAUAUUUCCGCUUCUUCUCUACUGGGCAUGCACGUUCUUCGCCAUCUCUGAAUGUAAAUCGCCAAGAAUUGAUCGAGGAAAAAGGAGAUGCUUUAUAUGAUGUUAGGAAAGGGAAUCAUGUUGGUCCCUACCUGAGUUUAAGUGACUGUCAAUCUCAAAUAAGUGAUCCUCUUGUUAAUGGAUACCAAGGUUAUUCACUUGAGAAAGAAGCGGAGACAUAUUUUGCUUCCUGUGGAUUAAAGAAUGCUCUAUAUUUAUUGAAUGCAAAGGAUUUAAAAGAGGAUCUCUUUGGAAUCCUAGUUCCUUGUCCUUUUCAGGAACCUACUGUAGCUAUUCCUAUCGCAGAUUUGCCUGAAAAGAUUAGUGUUAUCACAGAUGAACCAGUGAAGGAACAUCUCAAAUCGGAGUAUUCCAGCCAGCAAAAACAACCAUCUGAUAAGUCUGUGAGUUAUUUUUUUGAAAGGAUGCUUAAAGCAUGUUGUUCUGUUACAAUGUGCUUGGAAGGGCCUCUCUUUCAUUACUUGCCAUGUCAUUCUUUUACUGAUGGAUGA